Messenger RNA from Hylaeus anthracinus, 1319 nucleotides. RefSeq names its product venom acid phosphatase Acph-1-like. NCBI's taxonomy places the organism in Eukaryota, Metazoa, Arthropoda, Insecta, Hymenoptera, Colletidae. Gene Ontology annotation, biological process: dephosphorylation. The coding region runs from base 78 to 1241 and encodes 387 amino acids. Gene Ontology annotation, molecular function: phosphatase activity. The record is from RefSeq and is a predicted model, not a curated record. The transcript is spliced from 7 exons.
AAUAUAAGAAGAUCGCGAGAACGGUGCAAGCAUUAUUCGUCGUAAGUCGGCAUUUUAGUGCAACGAUUGUGAAACAUAUGUUGCGAGAUGCUAGUAAGAGCCUUCCUAUCUCCAGAAACAUGAAUAUUGCGUGGACCUUGACGAUUAUUGCUUGCCAAUUUUAUUUCCAACCAUGUCUCGCCGAACUCAAAUUAAUCCAGACAGUAUUCAGACAUGGAAACCGAAUGCCUACUGCAGGAGGAACGUUAUAUCCGAACGAUCCGUACGCCAACAUGACGUACGAGCCAGCAGGACAUGGCGGCCUAACGAACGUUGGUAAAAUGUCGGCGUACAAGCUUGGCCAAUACUUUCGGGAAAGGUACGACGAAUUCUUAGGAACAAUUUAUUCGAAAGAUGUCGUCUGGUUUCGCGCGGAUGAAAUAGAGAGAGUGAUAAUGUCUGCCGAACUGGUGGCAGCUGGAUUGUAUCCACCGUGCAAAGAACAAAUGUGGAAUCCAUAUUUAGAUUGGCAACCUAUACCAAUAUGGGCGCCAGCAUACUCGACUGAUUAUCUUUAUAUUGGCCUGUUUUGCGCGAAUGCAAAGAAAUGGAGAGAACACGUGGAAAAGACGGACGCGGAUGUGAUGAAUAUUAUGAAACAAAAUAGAGAGAUUUAUCGAUACCUGUCUCAACAUACAGGGGGCAACAUCACGCAACGCAACAUAUUCAGUUUGCGUCAAAUGUUGUACGCGCAGAGAGAUAUUGGCUUGGAAUUACCUAAAUGGACGAAAAAGGUUUUCCCAAAUGGAAAAUUGAACGAACUGGCCACGUUUGAUAUUUUGAUUCGAACUUGGACACCAGAAUUGAGACAGCUAUCGGGUGGAAUAUGGAUUCAGGAAUGGUUAAAAAACGUUGACAACCAUAUAAAUGGGACGGAUAAUCGAAAAGCGUUUAUGUAUGCUGCUCAUGAAUUAACUAUUGCGCCUAUACUCGUAGUAUUAGAUAACUUUGACUACGAGAUCCCUUCCUAUAGCAGCACUGUCAUAUUUGAAUUACACGAAGACGAUAAUCAAUAUUACGUCCAGGUGUUUUACAGAAACAAAGAUCAAAUAAGGACACUUCGACUACCUGGUUGCGAUGACAUGUGCCCAUUGGUCACUUUCAAAAAUAUCGUAGCACCACUGUUACCUAGAGAUGUACCAACAUUAUGUGGAAAUACGCAAGAAAGUAAAUCGGCGUUAAAACAACAAUCUAACUAUUGAAAUAAGGCUGUUUUUUAAAUGCUUAUCAAGUCAUGUGUUUGGAAAAAUGUAAUUUGAAAUCUAAUAAAUGCAUUCGCA